GUCUAUCUUCAAAUCCAUUGUCAAACAACAACAACUGCUAACUGUUGGGAAAACGGAGCUUUUUUUGUUGUUCAAAAAUGGACGAGGUGUCGGCGUUUGUGACUGCUCCUUCGUCUGCCUUCGAUGACACGCUCACGCCAACAACUGCGUCGCCGUGGAGUGAAGGCCAGCAGACUGCGCUGAAGGCGGCGACCGUGACGACGUGCUGCCUGUCGAUUGUCGGCUGCGUUCUCAUCAUUCUGAGCUUUGUGCUGCUCAAAGACCUCCGCGCCACAUCCCGCCAGCUGCUCGUCUUCCUGUCGCUUGCAGAUCUGGUGACUGCGAUGGGCAACAUGGUCGGUGUCCUGACCGACGACACGGGCACCCUCUGCGUCAUACAGUCCUCCUUCACGACCUAUUCGAGCAUUGCCAGCUUCCUCUGGACGUCCUCCAUUGCGCUCUACCUGUACCUGUCCAUUGCGCGCGAAUCGCAGCGACUCGCAGCGCGCUCAAUCCCGUUCCUGCAUGUCUUUUCGUGGCUGACUCCUGCGUGCAUCAUCAUUGCCGCGCUGGCGUGCGAGGUCCUCGGCUCGGACGACUUUUCAGCAACCACAGUUGGAUGGUGCUGGAUCAAGUCGAACGUCAAGUACGAUCUCUUCUGGAAGCUGUUUGCGGGCAAGGGCUGGGAAAUUGCGUCGUACAUUUCCGUGCCAAUCUUGUACUUUUUCGUCAAGCGCAAAAUCCGCGUCGAGCUGCACUCGGCGGAACAAAUCCAGCUCGUGUCUCGCCGCUCCGUCCAAGUGGCUCAGGAAGCCGAUCGCAAGAUGACAUUCAUCCCCAUUGUGUUCGUCUUUGUGCGCUCGUGGGGCACCACUCGCUUCCUCAUCAGCGAGAUUGGCUCGCAGGAGCAGGCCGACGUGUUUUGGCUGACCCUGUGCCAAGCCAUUGGCGAUUCGAGCCAGGGCUUUGCCAACUUUGUCCUGUUUUGCGUCCUCACUCCGAAAAUCCGCAACCGCAUGAUUGCGUUGGUUUGGCCGCAGUAUCGCGGGAGCAACGCGGACGAGUCGCAGCGCUACUCUGGCUCGGUUGCUACCACCGCCAGCGCCGCAAAGUCAGGUGCCUACCCCAAUCUAGGGCGAGGCUCCUUCAAUCAAGUUGUGCCGCGCUCGCAACACAACCAGCAGCAGCAGCAGUUGCGGCAAGGCGGCGGCGGCGGCGGCGGCGCGUCCUCCCACCACGGCAGCGUUGACAAUGGGUACUACUCGACGAGCCUGUCUUCCUCUGUCAAUCCACCCAACUACGACCCAAGUCCUGGCAGCUAUUCGAGUCUGAGCACCCGUGAUAGUAGUUACUACGGCGAUACUUAGCUUGGUUCUUCUUGAUUUGCUUGAUAAUUUGUUGGUUUUUGUUGCUCUUAGUACAUUAGUGUUG
Messenger RNA from Capsaspora owczarzaki ATCC 30864, 1410 nucleotides. RefSeq lists its product as hypothetical. Gene Ontology annotation, cellular component: plasma membrane. The record is from RefSeq and is a predicted model, not a curated record. Gene Ontology annotation, molecular function: G protein-coupled receptor activity. Bases 78 to 1346 code for a protein of 422 amino acids. The transcript is spliced from 2 exons. NCBI's taxonomy places the organism in Eukaryota, Filasterea, Ministeriida, Capsasporidae. Gene Ontology annotation, biological process: adenylate cyclase-activating G protein-coupled receptor signaling pathway; cell surface receptor signaling pathway.